Molecule: messenger RNA, 552 nt
Organism: Nezara viridula (southern green stink bug)
Lineage: Eukaryota; Metazoa; Arthropoda; Insecta; Hemiptera; Pentatomidae
Source: the annotation of a GenBank genome assembly
AUGGAACAUGAAACUCGGUACUUAGGUUCCUCGACGGGGCAGAGCCCUGUACUCAACCUCUCCAAGUCCAACUGCGAAGCCAGCGGGAGUGAGGGAGGAGGAACAGGUCCCGAAGACGAAGAUGAGGAGGACGAAGGAGGGGAAAGCGACCAGGACGAUGUGUCGGACAAAGAGCAAGACUCGGAUGUUGCAGAGCUGUCGGACACGGGCGAAGGCGCACCAUCCCCAGCCACUGCUUCGCCGCACGCCCUCAACUACUCCGCGGCACUCACGUCCGGGGGUCCCACACAACCCACCUCCGACCCGACCAUCUCUUCCACGGAGACACUCCUCAGGAACAUCCAGGGUCUCCUCAAGGUGGCAGCGGACAACGCGAGGCAGCAGGAGAGGCAGAUCAACUACGAGAAAGGCCUCAUCCUACGGUACGGCGGGCUCAGCGGGUACCUUACCGAAACCACAGCAACGGUUGAUGUUGAUGCCUUUGAACCGUUGAUUGCCGGUUGUUGCCGCGCAACAAAAACUAAUCCCUUGAAUAUUCAGGUCCUUGAGUAG